Cynocephalus volans (Philippine flying lemur) is the source of this 1272-nucleotide messenger RNA. RefSeq names its product biogenesis of lysosomal organelles complex 1 subunit 4 (gene BLOC1S4). The transcript has a single exon. NCBI's taxonomy places the organism in Eukaryota, Metazoa, Chordata, Mammalia, Dermoptera, Cynocephalidae. The record is from RefSeq and is a predicted model, not a curated record. Gene Ontology annotation, cellular component: BLOC-1 complex. Bases 34 to 687 code for a protein of 217 amino acids.
CGCGCGGAGGCUGCGCAGGCGGCCAUCGCGGGCAUGGAGGGUCGCCCCGGGGGCCGCGGGCUGCCCCGUGAGGAGCAGGCCGAGGAGGCCGAGCCGCCGGACCUCGCCUGGAGCGGAGACAGUGGCAACGUGUCGCAGAGUCAGAGCAGCGCCUCGGGCCCGUGGGAGGAGCCGGGCGCAGAGGACGGCGCGCCGGGCCGCGACCUGCCCCUGCUGCGCCGCGUCGCCGCGGGCUACACCGCCGGCCUCCUGCCCGGGCCCGGAGCGCGGCCCGAGGUCGAGGCCCUGGACGCCAGCCUCGAGGACCUGCUGGCCAGGGUGGACGAGUUCGUGGGCAUGCUGGACAUGAUCCGCGGCGACUCGUCGCACGUGGUCAGCGAGGGGGUGCCGCGCAUCCACGCCCAGGCCGCCGAGAUGCGGCACGUGUACGGCAGGAUCGACAAGCUCGAGGCCUUCGUGAGGGGCGUGGGCAGCAGCGUGGCCAGGAUGGAGGAGCAGGUCACCAGGGCCGAGGCCCAGCUGGGCGCUCUGCCCCGCGCCUUCCAGAAACUCCUGCACGCCGUGAGCGUGCCCUCCUUCUUCCACAGGGCGCCCCCCGCGAGGCCUCCGCCUGCCGGCUACGAGCCCCCCGUCCUGUUCCGGACCGAAGACCACUUCCCAGGCUGCAGCGAGAGACCGCAGCUCUGAGCCCGCCGACCACCACCGCGGCACGACCCCAUCGAGAUCUCAUCUCGAGCGCCCACUGAGCUCAGGAAACAUCGUUUUCGUGCACCCAGCUGAUGUCCGAGUAUGGGAUGUUAAGGCUGACUUUCUGCACACACUCCUUCUCAGUGAAUUCCUUAUUCCACGUAGACCGUGUAGAGCUUCCAUGUCUUCCAGUUCUAAUCCGAAAGCUGCUUGGUGUGGGGAUGGGGAAGCAAAAGGAAUGACUUUAUCAGGGCACUGUAGCAAAGCUGUAAUUUUUGUGGAUUUUACAAUUCAACUAACAGUAUUGCCUUUUCAAGAUUUACAUAUUUAUAUAAUGGUAAGAAAAAUGGCUGAGAUAUUAAAGCCUUGUUAUUAUUCAGUCCUAAUAGCGAUUCAGUUUCCUGUAAACUACUUUUAGGGUAGAUGGUACAUUAUUUAGCAUUGUAUUAAACAUUCCAUAGCAUGGAUUGUAAACCGAAAUGAUCCAGUUUCUGGGAAAAUAUAUUGAUUUUUUUUUUCCCACUGGUUCUGAAGUUGUAUGUGAAAGUAUGACCUUAGUUUGUCCAUAACAAAUAUAUAUGGUUG